Molecule: messenger RNA, 4000 nt
Organism: Wasmannia auropunctata (little fire ant)
Lineage: Eukaryota; Metazoa; Arthropoda; Insecta; Hymenoptera; Formicidae
Gene: Xport-A
Exons: 2
Coding region: 2899-3171 (90 amino acids)
Source: RefSeq, a predicted model, not a curated record
AAUUAUUAACAUAAUUUAAUAUAAUUAAGUAAUAAUUUCGAUAAUAGUGAAAAUUUUCAGUGCCCAAUUAUUAAUCAUCUGAAGCGUCAUUCAUCAUACUGAUGCGUUUCAACGACAGUUAGAAGCUCCGGAGAAAUCCUAGUAGUAUUAGGUUUAUCCACGGAAAGGGCGAGAUGCAUUUAAACCGAGUAUUCUGAGUGCAUGCUGGUCGAGUUACACGCGCGCAUCGGGUGUAGCGCUCGCGGUACAGCAUUCCCGAGAGAUUCCCUGUACCAUCCAGACGGCGCGAGACAUGUUACUUACUUAGACGAGAAGCGACCUGGAAAUUCCUCGGCAAAACGACCAAUGCACGGUGCUCCUUGACCGUUAGGGAAGCUCCUCAUUCCGAUCGAGAGUUUUCCUCGCCAUAAGCGGCGAGAGAGAAAGAGAUAGAAAGAGAUCGCGUCGCAGCAGCAGCAGCAGCCGGAGGGAACGCAAAAAUGAUCCAACACCUCUUGGAAUCUUGAUCUCGAGUCUUUCCAGAGAGAAACGUAAUACCAACAGUCACGCUGCACUUACUUUGACAAAGUUCUUUUUUAUCGAGUUCAGCGCGUUCCCGCUUUUUUUCCCCCGUUGCGCUACGUAUUUACGAGUAAUCCGAGAAAUUGGCACUGCGAACGGCGACGGGGCGUUUUUACCUGCGCCAAGAACCCCCUGGGGGAACUUCGCAGAAUAGUAGAAUAACAGUUCGUUAUUCUAGAAAGGCUACAUAAAACAUUUUUUUUUAACAUAAAUAUAGCAUAUAGAAAAAAAUGAUAAAGGAAGAUAAUAUUAACGAAAUAACUCGCAACGCGAUAAUAAUUCUGUGCACAUUAAAGUAACAGCGUAUCCUGGUUGCAGGUUUAUUACGUGUUUUUUGAAAUAGCGUUUACAAAAUGAGAAAGGAUACACGCUAUAUUAUCACGCUAGAUUAUUUACAGCAUUUAUAGAGAGAAAGAAGAGAGAAUUAUAAAUAAAAUAUUCACAAAUGCGAAAUUUUCUUUACAAUGAUUGAAAUUGUGCAUAUUUCACAAAUAUUCGUGUUUGACUAAAGCAUCUGUGAUGUAAGGUUUUUAAUUUUUUAAAUAAUAGACGGAUAUCGCUUUCCGUAUAUAGGCUAUAUAGCGAUGUUUCAUGACGGCACAAAUACCUUCCGAGAAAAUUAUAUCGACUAUGCCGCGCCGGAUCGUCCUACUGACGGUCGAAAAUGCAUCUGUGAUCCUUUGGCAUUAUCAGCGAAACGAAGUACCGGAUAACCGCGUUACGAGCCAAUCUCUCCGUCAGGAAUAAGCAAGUCCCCGGAGGCUUCGAUGGAAACAGUGGGAAUAUAGUUCUUAUUCCGGUCGCGCGGAGAUUCGAAUUCAUUUUAUUUGCGUUAUUUUUACCUCUAUUUCAAGGAAGUGAUUUCUGUUGACAAAUUUAUACCUACAAAUAUUUCACUUGUGAAAUAAUAUUCUUGUGAAUGAACAUAAUUGUAAUUUAUAUAUUUAUUCAUAUGUGCUUUCCACUUUCAUAAAUUUAUAUAAUUCUCGAUCGAAUAAUCACGAUUGAAAUUGAAUUUAGAUAAAGAAAUAGUUUUACAGCUUUCUUUAUAACAAUGUUGCAAUAAAUUCACUCGGGAUGCCUUAUAUCUCUUUUAUUUUUGCAUAAGCGUAGGCGUUUGUUUCCGCGAUAUAUCUUGCGACAAAUCUCUUUUCGAUAUUUCUUCGACAGGAAAUUACAUUUGCGCCGAUAUCUGGCGACACAGUAUCAUGAGAAGAAAGUGUAUUUGAUCGGCGACGCGAGCAUUUGUUCGCAUUUGUACAUCGACGUCGCGCUAUUUAUACAUGUUGUCUGAGUGGCAUAGGAUAAGUAGAAACCACGUAUCUUUUCUAUUCAAAAUUUUAGACAGCCCGCGUGAUUAAUCGAGCUUCUUCAUGGAGCACUACAUGGGAAAUGUUGCGUGUGAUCUAAUCGAUUGGAAGAUGACAACGUCGGAUUUCACCUCAUGUAUCGGUGAUUUAUUAAGCCGUUCAUGGAUAGUAAUUACCAGAUUGUGUAUUUGAUCGUAACAUAAUCGUUUAAGCUCGGGAUUCUGCUAUUGCCAUAUAAACGUAGAGGCGAUGAGCGGGGAAAAAAUUGUAUCGUAUAAAAAUCGAAAUAUGAUAAAUUCAAUUGAUAUAGAAAAAAAAUCGGAUGGAUUAAAAGGAUAUAAAAUCUAUAAUAUUUGUUUUUCACUGCACUUCUACAUUUGCAAAUUUAAAUAGUAAAUGUCUCACCUUGUUGCAACUCCUCUCCUUUAUCGCAACAUUUAUUCAAAAUAUCUGACAUUUAAAUUGUCACAUUAAGAUUAACUAAAAUAAAAAUACAUAGAUAGGAAAUUUAUUUAUAUGUAGAUUCUGGAUUAUAUUUUAAUUAAAGUCAUAAGAUUUAACUGAAUAUCAAACGUAAUAUUCAGUAACUAAAUCAUACUUAUUAUUUUUUAUGUGUGUUAAAUAUGUAUAUAUAACGAAAUGUAAUGUAUGGUUAGUUUACUUUGAGAUUGCACGACAUUGCACAUAAGAAUAUAAUGCAAGAGGUUGUAAAGAGGUUGCGCAGUAUUGAAUUUGCUAGAUACUUAGGAACGCUGUCACGCGCCGUGCGAUCUUUGGUGAACCCUCGGCACUGCCGCGAAAUCUUUUAAUGAGCUUACCAAGCCUAGAAGCCUUAUAUCGGCACGUCCCGCGGCAAAGUAAACGCGAAAAGCGGGCAAACCGUCGAUGGCAGUUGUUGUGUGCGUCACGUCGCCGGGAUUUCACGCUCCAUAAAAAAUCGUAAAAAAAGGAAACGCAGGCUGCUUUAAAUUCGAACGCACGUUUACGAUUGUUGAGAAAGAUCGACGGGUAUCAUGAUGAUCGCUAUAUGAUCAGCAUGAAGAAACGUGGAAAUAACGAAAAUAAAGGUAGCAAGGGUGGUCAUAAUGAAGGCAACGCGGUGGAAAAGUCGGAUUCGGGAGGUCUGAGCGAUGACGAGAAUCAAGGCUUCGGAAAUUGGCUCCGAUCCGGCACCGGUAUCGAAAUGAUGCGACUCUUCGUGAUCGCAAAUUCGAUUUUGGUCUUCGUGACUAUGGCUUGGCCGAACAUGAAAGAAUCCUUUUACAUCAUCAAAGACUAUCUCGUGGGAGGAGAGGAUUAACCGAUCUCAAUCGAGAAGAUAGUUUAGGAAUAACUUUGUCAUAAAUUUAAUCAGUUUUAAUGUUUUAAAUAAGCAUGACAAUAUUAUUCACAAUUAUUACAAUUAUUAUAUACAUCUGUUAACAGCUUUAUCUUUCAUAUCGUUAUAAUCUCAAGUAAUAUCAAUAUCUGUCUUAAAUUCGGUGUUAGGAUCAAAACAGAUAAGCAUUGAAAUUGAUAACAGAUAGCAGAUUGAUAUUAAUAUUUUAUAAGAAUUAUAUUAUUGAUUAUGUAACAACUAUCGUUUAUUAAUUAUACAAGUGACAGAAAAAUAUUGAAUUCAGUUUGGUAGUAAGCGUGUUUUAAUAUCAGUGAGAAAUAGAGACACUUAAGAAGAUAAUUGUCGUCUUUCAGAAGAUUUAAUAUUCUUGCGAAUGUCACAAAAUGGGCAAAUAGAACUGUGACAGAACUACUUUUUCACGCAGCGUUUGAAAGUUAGAUCAUGUGGAUCGUGAUAUUUGUAUAAGAUAAAACUCUUCCCUAUAUUUUUCUUGCUGGAAGUUCCUCAUCUUGGAGGAAUAAACUUCCAAGACCCCAUAGGUCGUAUAACUGUUAACAGAACUAACGAAUUAGUUAUUGAAUCGUACCAUUUUAAUUCUCAGUUAGUGUUAAGACAAUUUUGACAAUAAUUUACAUCAGCGCUCAUAAUCUUGGCUAACAAUUUUUUAAAAUAUUUUUAUUUAUAACGCAAAUAAAUCAUAAAUUUCUUGAUUGGCGUAAAUAUAAAAGGCUUUUAUAAUUACCUAUUUGACAACAAGAAAUUAAAAAUGUAUAAUACUUUAUAAUAUACU